AUGUUAAAUACAUCAAUAUAUCUAUCUAAAGAGACGUUAAAUACAUAUAUCUAUCUAUCUAUCUAUCUAAAGAGACAGACGUUAAAUACAUCUAUCUAUCUAUCUAUCUAUCUAUCUAUCUAUCUAUCUAAAGAGACGUUAAAUACAUCUAUCUAUUUAUCCAUCUAUCUAUUAUCUAAAGAGACGUUAAAUACAUCUGUCGGUUUAUCUAUCUAUCUAUGUAAAGAGACGUUAAAUACAUCUAUCUAUCUAUCUAUCUAUCUAUCUAUCUAUCUAUCUAUCUAUCUAUCUAUAGACGUUAAAUACAUCUAUCUAUCUAUAGAGAUGUUAAAUAUAUUUAUCUAUCUAUCUAAAGAGACGUUAAAUACAUCUAUCUAUCUAUCUAUCUUUCUAAAGAGACAGACGUUAAAUACAUCUCUGUCUAUCUAUCUAUCUAUCUAUCUAUCUAAAGAGACGUUAAAUACAUCUAUCUAUCUAACUAUCCAUCUAUCUAUCUAUCUAAAGAGAAAGACGUUAAAUACAUCUAUCUAUCUAUCUAUCUAUCUAUGUAAAGGGACGUUAAAUACAUCUAUCUAUCUAUCUAUCUAUCUAUGUAAAGAGACCUUAAAUACAUCUAUCUAUCUAUCUAUCUAUCUAUCUAUCUAA
Molecule: messenger RNA, 645 nt
Organism: Acanthosepion pharaonis
Lineage: Eukaryota; Metazoa; Mollusca; Cephalopoda; Sepiida; Sepiidae
Source: the annotation of a GenBank genome assembly